Messenger RNA from Recurvomyces mirabilis, 1029 nucleotides. RefSeq lists its product as uncharacterized. The transcript has 2 exons. The record is from RefSeq and is a predicted model, not a curated record. Bases 1 to 1029 code for a protein of 342 amino acids. Gene Ontology annotation, cellular component: Ctf18 RFC-like complex; chromatin; chromosome, centromeric region. Gene Ontology annotation, biological process: mitotic sister chromatid cohesion; maintenance of mitotic sister chromatid cohesion. NCBI's taxonomy places the organism in Eukaryota, Fungi, Ascomycota, Dothideomycetes, Mycosphaerellales, Teratosphaeriaceae.
AUGUCAAGUCAAGGUCACGAGGCAGGGAAGUUCUCCAUCCUCCCAGAAGAAAGCAGAGAACAAUUCCGUCUGCUUGAGCUCCCCCCUGAUCUGCUUGCCAUCCUCACAUCAAGCGAACCUCAACCCUUGAUCUUCAAGUCUCCAAGAAAUUUAUUGGGCUCUCUGAGCGAAGCAGAAGCAGUCAUCUGUACAACCAAUGCAACCUACAGCAUUCGACAAGUGAACACUUCCAACUCGCUCUACAUCUGCCAGCCAACGAAGGCGGAUGUUGAAGGCGAUAACGAUGACACAGCAGCACUGGGCUUGCAAGCUAUAGCCCAGAACGACUUCACGUUGCAACCAAACCAGGUCAAAGCGACAUCCGCCGUACCGUACAUUAGAGCAGUCCUGCCAACGUACUCAUCCACAGGAUCAUAUCAGUCCAAGGACUUACUCUCAAGGCAACAAGUCUUUGACAGUAUUCCCCUCAGUCAAGCAGAAUGUGAGGUAUCAUGGCGAGAUCUCGCUUGCUUCGAGACUCAAGAACCAUCUGGCUGCUUUCAGCCAAGCUCGACCGCAAAGGCGAUUGCCUGGAAGUCAGUGAUUGGGCAAGCCGCUGCAUCUGGGGUCGACCUGAUGGCGCCCUUGUCUCGAGAUCAGAUCAGCAUAUUAGUCGAUCCCAACGAGGAAUGGCCACCAGAGUUGACGCGCGCCCUGCUCACCAGCAUCUCGACAAUCGAGGGCGAUACUCUGGUGAUUGACGCAGAGAGAUGUGCUGUUUCCACUGGCCUCGACUUGCUUGCCGCAGCGCAGCAGUCCAGGCGCACAUUACGGAAGGCUGAGUUUCUGGCCGAGUGGAAAGACCUGUUGCCGGAGAAGUGGCGUGGUCUGGCGGAGCUAGAGAAAUUGCCGAGAGAUCAAUACAGUAUCAGCGAUGGCGACCACGUCUUGUUGGUUGGCGCGUCAACAGCUGAUGGCCCUGUCGCUGCUGCAGAGACCAAGAAACGGAAGUGGCACGACAAAUUCCGGGCUUCGAAGAAAGCGUCGUAA